This is a messenger RNA of Armigeres subalbatus, 2997 nucleotides long. RefSeq lists its product as uncharacterized. The coding region runs from base 1 to 2997 and encodes 998 amino acids. Lineage: Eukaryota; Metazoa; Arthropoda; Insecta; Diptera; Culicidae. The transcript is spliced from 2 exons. The record is from RefSeq and is a predicted model, not a curated record.
AUGACACCCAAGAAGAAGACGAGUAGUAAAUUGACAAAAUUAAAAAUUUUGUAUCGUCGACGAACGAAUAUUUUGGGCUCCGCCAACCUAAUUAAAUCGUUUAACGACACGUUCGACCCUGCUAAUAGUGGUCAAGUGCCCAUUCGCAUUCAACGUCUUGAUGCGCUAUGGCGUGAAUUCGAGGAAACUCAAGAAGAAAUUGAGAUCUUGGAGGAAGCAGAACAGGAUUUUCUCCAAGAAAGAGAAGAGUUCCAAACCCUUUAUUACGAGCUCAAAGCGUCGUUACAGGGUAAACUUCCUGUACAACCACCCGUACCUCCGCCACUUCCUUCUGCCCAACCAUUGAAUUCCUCCGUUCCUAUUUCGUCAAGCGUUCGUUUGCCCGAAAUUAAAUUAAAAGAGUUCACGGGUAAUCUCGAAGAUUGGAUUCCGUUUCGCGAUCUGUUCGUCUCGCUUAUACACUCGAGCGUGCAGCUAACUGCGGUGCAGAAAAUGCAUUAUUUACGAGCUGUACUCCAUGGCGAUGCAGCUCGUAUAAUUUCUUCGCUAGAGAUUUCUGCCAAUAACUAUCUCAUUGCGUGGAAUUUGUUGAAGGAACGAUACGAAAACCCGAAAUUGUUGGUAAAACGGCACCUGUCUGCCAUACUCACAAUUCCUGCGUUAAAAAAGGAGUCUGCACAGGGCCUUGCAGAACUUGCCGACGAGUUCGAUCGCCAUGUGCAACUGUUGGAUAAGCUCGACGGCGCUGAGAACCACUGGAAUUCAUUCCUGGUCGAACGGUUGAGCCAAUGCCUUGAUCACAUUACACUUCAAGAUCGCGAAUCGCACAAACUCUUAAGCUCUCCCAAUCGGCAAACGUCCAAUCCGAGAAUAAACACCCCAAAUCACGGGCAAUCACUUCUCACAUCGCCUCUGGACAAUGGGCCCAGGUGUAUCAGCUGUAAGCAAGCACACUUCCUGUUCCAGUGUGAACAAUUUCGAACGCUCUCUCCCCAACAACGGUUUGAAGUCGUGAAGAAGCAUGGACUGUGCAUCAAUUGUUUGAAAGGAACACACCAAGCGAAGAACUGUUCCAGCGGGUCCUGUAAAAGCUGUGCGAAGAAACAUCAUUCGUUAUUACAUCUGCCUCCCCUCUCAUCGGCCACUGGUUCACAACCAGUAACAACAACAAAGCCACCGGUGCUGAACAAACCCGUUGAAGCAAAUAGUUCGCAAUCGUGUCAAAUGUCGCACUUCAUUCCGAAUCGUGUCGAAGGCUCGCCGUCGGAAGAGCCCGCGGUAGCCUUACCACCUGUCACACCAUCGGUUCUCUCGCAGUCGUCGCGCGGUAGUUCUCUCCCAAAUCAUUCAGUGUCGUCGGUUGAUUUCGUUGUAAACCCUCCAUCCACUGCCUGUCAAAGUGCAGAAGUGAUCACCCAAGCUCGGCAGUCAACAGUUAUUCUGUCAACCGCAGUGAUUAAAGUGAAAGACGUUGAUAACAAAUACAUUCUCGCCAGAGCUCUGUUAGACAGCGGCUCACAGCCAAGCUUUAUCUCUGAAGCUUUGUGCCAAAAGCUAAGACUGAAGCGGACAAGGUUAAACUCACCAGUUAGUGGAAUCGGACAAUCCGUAGUCAACGUUCGCUACUCUGUAUCGUUAGCCAUUUCUUCUCGUUUCGAAACAUUCACUGCUCAAUUGGACUGCCUGGUACUACCGAAGCUUACCGUUUCACUGCCUAGUCACCACAUAGACGUCUCUCGCUGGAGAAUCCCCCGGAAUCUCCCUCUCGCUGAUCCACAGUUCAACAUCAGUCAAAGUGUGGACAUUAUCAUCGGAGCAUCACUGUUCUUUGAACUGCUCGAGCACGACAAAAUCUCGCUCGCUGCUGGAUACCCAACGCUGCAGAAAACAGUGCUGGGAUACAUCGUCUGUGGGACACUAGAGCAGCAAACGCCUGAAACCAGUGGACAUCAAACCUGUCACAUUUGUGUUGACGAAACACUCGAUUCCCAACUCCAGCGGUUCUGGGAAAUUGAAAACUUUGACGAAGGUAAAGCACUCACUCCAAAUGAACAACAUUGCGAAGAGCAUUUCCAAGCCACCGUCGCCCGUGAUGAUACGGGCCGCUAUAUUGUCCGUCUGCCGCUCAAGGAAGAAAAGCUAUCAAUGCUUGGAGAUUCGCAUACUGCUGCCCUGCGGAGAUUCCAACAAAUGGAAAAAAGGUUUGCUAGCGAUCAAGAUCUUCGUCAUAGCUACAUGCAGUUCAUGAGUGAAUACGAGAGCUUGGGUCACAUGGAAGAGGUAUCCGUCGCGUCGCGUAGCCCACAGUUUUUUCUUCCCCACCAUGCCAUCCAGCGCCCAGAGAGUACGACUACCAAAACACGUGUGGUGUUCGACGGAUCCUGCCGAGGGCCUGCCUCGAUAUCGUUGAACGAUGCACUGUAUAUCGGACCCACAGUGCAACCAGCCCUCUUUUCUACCGUCGUAAACUUCCGUCUACCACGUUUCGCCAUCACCGCUGAUGCGGAGAAAAUGUUCCGGCAAAUAUGGAUCCACCCAGAUGACCGGAAAUACCAGCAGAUCCUCUGGCGGGACAAUCCAUCCGAUAAUAUUCGAUCGUAUCAACUGAAAACCGUUACGUACGGUUUGGCAAGCUCACCGUUCCACGCUGCUCGCGUGCUGAAUCAACUAGCCAUCGACGAAGGUCAUCGUUUCCCACUAGCUGUUCCAGUCAUUCUGAAAGGCACCUACGUGGACGACGUCAUCUCAGGACACGACAAUCACGACACUAUGGUCGAAACAUGUGAGCAGCUGAUGGAGAUCAUGAAGUCUGCAGGGUUUGUUCUACGAAAGUGGGCCGCAAAUUAUAAAACGGUUCUCAGUAAAGUUCCCCAAGAGUUGUGGGAAACAUCUUCAGAAUUAGAGCUCGAUCGUUCGCAAGCAAUCAAAACACUGGGUCUGCUGUGGUUCCCCAACCGGAUGUGUUCAAGUUCAAGGUCCCAGCACUUCCUGAACUAA